Lepus europaeus (European hare) is the source of this 1058-nucleotide messenger RNA. RefSeq names its product endothelium and lymphocyte associated ASCH domain 2 (gene EOLA2). NCBI's taxonomy places the organism in Eukaryota, Metazoa, Chordata, Mammalia, Lagomorpha, Leporidae. The coding region runs from base 271 to 819 and encodes 182 amino acids. The record is from RefSeq and is a predicted model, not a curated record. The transcript has 4 exons.
CCCUUCCGCUUCCUGCCCCGGGGCCCUUGGUGCGAGUCGCGUCCCCUCUCUGGGCCUAGGGUCAGGCCAAGCCCUCCCGCGUCGUCGCCCGACCUCCGGGUGCUCGCCUCACGACCCGAAAGGGCCCAUCGCCUAGUGCCCAGUGAGUGCGUGCGUCAGUGCGUGAUCACGUGCAGAAGCCGAGGCAGGCAGGCAGGCAGGCAGGCAGGCAGAAGGGUGCUCCCUCCUCGGGCCAAAGCAGGCCGCCGAGGCCCGAGGAGCUGGCAGGAGAUGAAGUUUGGCUGCCUCUCCUUCCGGCAGCCUUAUGCGGGUUUUGUCUUAAAUGGAGUCAAGACUGUGGAGACGCGCUGGCGUCCCCUGCUUAGCAGCCACCAGAACCAUACCAUCGCCGUCCACAUUGCUCGCCGGGACUGGGAAGACGUCACCUGGCAGGAGCUGCUGGUGGAAAGGCUUGGGAUGACUCCCACCCAGAUUCAGGCCUUGCUUCUGGAAGGGGAAAAGUUUGGGCGAGGAGUGAUAGCCGGGCUCAUUGACAUUGGGGAAACGUGGCAGUGCCCUGAAAACUUGGCUCCCGUGGAGAUUGUGGAACUGGAAAGUCAAGCCGUUCUGACCGACCUGAAGCAGAAGUACCUGACUGUGAUUUCAAACCCCAGGUGGUUACUGGAGCCUGUGCCCUGUCAAGGCGGAAAGGAUGUGUUCCAGGUAGACCUCCCAGAGCACCUGAUCCCUCUGGAACGUGAGGUCUGCAGAGUAUGCAUCCCUGCGGGGAACGUAGCUGACACCUCAGCUCACCAUCAUGUGCAGCUAGAUCUAUAUUAAUCAGGUCAAGCUGGAGUUACCAUUGCCACAAAGACUGCUGCUACACACCGAGGGAGGUUCACAUACGUGGAUUUCUUUGCUUGGAUGAAGGGAAGGAGGGGUGAACUCUUCCUUACGUGAUGCACCGAGCUCAUUGACCAUGUCUCGAGCACUCUGACGUUUAGGAAAAAGGAAAUGCCUUGGCAUGGUGCUAAUUUUGGUCCUGCUACUUUCUGAAUCAUACGAAUAAACGCGUUGAA